Messenger RNA from Xenopus laevis (African clawed frog), 3411 nucleotides. Its product is annotated as oocyte zinc finger protein XlCOF8.4. The record is from RefSeq and is a predicted model, not a curated record. The coding region runs from base 21 to 3044 and encodes 1007 amino acids. Lineage: Eukaryota; Metazoa; Chordata; Amphibia; Anura; Pipidae. The transcript has 5 exons.
ACAAGAAGAUCCUGGAACUCAUGUCCAACAUCAUCCAGCUGCUGACUGGAGAGGUUGCCAUAAGGACUCAUCAUGUUUCCAUCUAUUUUUCCUUGGACGAGUGGGACUAUAUAAAAGGAAACAAGGACCUUUACGAGGAAGGGAUGAAAGAGGAGCCUCAGCAGCUCCGUCCACUGGACUCUGAAUAUGAAGAAAUUGGGGAUAAUCUUCAAGUAAUGUUACGCUGUGAAAUUCAACCCAACAAGAUUGGGGCUCAAGAAGGUGAUGCAAAUCUCACAAACUUGGACAUUUCCCCAACGGAGCAGCCCUCACCAACCAAUGGGAUUAAAAAGGAAGUGGCUUCAAGUGAAGAGGGAAACCAAUCAGAUUGCAGCAUUAAUCCACUUACAGAACAGAUACAGGGAACAGAUACACACACUCCUAUGAUGGAGCUCAUCUUGAAUAACAGCUUGUCAAAUAAUUAUAUAUUGAAUGAUAUAAAACAGCAACCAUAUUCACAGGAAGGGGGAAACCAAUCAGACUGCAGCAUUAAUCCAUUUAUAGAAAGUAUAGAGAAAGUAGAUAUGCCUACUCCUACCUUGGAACUCGGCCUAUAUAACAGCUUGCCAGGUAAUUACAUAUCUAAUGGUAUUAAAGAGGCUUUUUGGGAAGGAGGAAACCAAUCAGAUUGCAGCAUUUAUCCACUAUUAGAACAGAUACAGGGAACAGAUACACAAACUCCUAUCAUGGAAUACAGCCUGAAUAACAGCUUGGCAGAUAUUUUUUUAUUAAAUAGUAUUAAAGGGAAAAAAACUUCAUGGGAAGGAGGAAACCAAUCAGAUUGCAGCAUUAAUCCACUUACAGAACAGGAAACAGAUACACACACUCCUAUCAUGGGAUACAGCUUAACAAAUGACUUCUAUGAAACAAACUUAAUGAGAAUUAGUAAAAACUCACCGUCUCAAGGAUCACACCCUCUACAGGUGAGAUACGACUGCACAGGGUAUCACAGAACAUAUUGCACUAAGAGACUACUCACUAAACAUCAGAAUACUGGCAAAGAAGAGAAACCAUUUACUUGCUCUCAAUGUGGGAAACGUUUUACACAUCUCUGCGAUCUGAAGAGACAUCUGAAAAUCCACUUGGGGGUAAAACCUCACUCUUGUUCCGAAUGCGGGAAGCGUUUCACACACCGCUCCCACCUCGUCGUGCAUCAGAGAACUCACACGGGAGAGAGACCGUUUGUUUGUUCCGAAUGCGGCAAAAGUUUUGCAGAUCACUCCGCUCUCAAUGUGCAUCACAGAAUUCAUACGGGGACAAAACCCUAUGGCUGCUCCGAGUGUCAGAAGCGAUUUACUCACAGGUCACAGCUCUCGGCACAUCAGAGGGUUCACACGGGCGAGAGAACUCACUCUUGUUCCGAGUGCGGCAAAUGGUUCUCACGGACGGCCCACCUAAGGAGACACCAGAAAACUCACACUGGGGAGAAGCCAUACUUUUGUUCUGAAUGCGGCAAAAGCUUCAUGCACGGCUCUGAUCUGAAGCGGCAUCAGAAUAUCCACACGGGGGUGAAACCUUUCCUGUGUUCUGAGUGUGGGAAAUGCUUUACUUACCGUACACAACUUACCGUACAUCAGAAAACUCAUCAGUCAUUGUCCAUUCAAUCAAUACCCUUUUGUAACGUUGCCAUAAGGACUCAUCAUGUUUCCAUCUAUUUUUCCUUGGACGAGUGGGACUAUAUAAAAGGAAACAAGGACCUUUACGAGGAAGUGAUGAAAGAGGAGCCCCAGCAGGUUCGCCCACUAGACUGUGAAUAUGAAGAACAAAGUGAUAUUAAAGCUAUUCAGGAUGUAACAAUAUUCUGUAUUAACGAGCCAAGCAAGUCCGUGGCUGAAGGAGGAGAUUACUGUGAAGGAGUCAGUGUCACCAACGCUGACAUUUCUCCAGUGAAACAGCCCCCACCUGCCAGUGGAAUUGAAGAUGAACUUGAAGGGGGAAAUCAUUCUGGUCUCAGCUUGUCAGAUGAUUAUAUAUCGGUUGUUGUUAAAGAGGAGGAAGUGACUUCAUGUGAAGAGGGAAACCAAUCAGAUUGCAGCAUUAGUCCACUUACAGGAAAGAUACAGGGAACAGAUACACCUACUCCUAUCAUGGGAUGGGAUAUACAUAAAGACUUUUUGGAAGCAGAGUGUAGAGAAAAUUGUGAGAACAUUGAGAAAUGUGAGUUUUUAUCCAAACGGCGACGACACGAGUUGCCCCUUUUGUACAACAUUAACAGCUUUGCUGAGAACCAUAGAAUCAACACAGGACAGAAACCGCACUCUUGUUCUGAAUGUGGGAAAUGUUUCACACGUCGCUCAAACCUUAAAACCCACCAGAAAACUCACACGGGGGAGAAACCAUUUUCCUACUCUGAAUGCGGGGAAAGCUUUAUACACCGUUCCGACUUCGCUGAACACCAGAGAACCCACACUGGAGAAAAACUGCACUCCUGUUCUGAAUGCGGCAGAUGUUUUGUCCGUCCGUCGGAACUUAACGUGCAUCAGAGGAUCCACACCGGGGAGAAGCCGUACUCGUGUUCGGAAUGCAGGAAACGUUUUACACAUCGCUCAGAUCUGACUCAGCACCAGAGAAUUCACACCGGGGAGAAGCCGUACUUUUGCUCAGACUGCGGCAAAUGUUUUACGCAGCACUCGCACCUUAAUGUGCACAAGAAAAUCCAUUCUGGGGAAAAAAGCUUCUCUUGUUGUGAAUGUGGAAGGUGUUUCACUCAUCUCUCGAGGCUUAAGAUUCACCAGAAAAUUCACUCAGGGGAAAAGCCAUAUUCAUGUCCUGAAUGCGGCAAAUGUUUCACGCAGCGCUUCAACUUCAGGGAACAUCAGAAGAUCCACCGAGGAGAGAAGCCGUUCUCUUGUGCUGAGUGUGGGAAAUGCUUUACACAGCGCUCAAACCUCAACGUGCACCGGAGAACUCACACAGGGGAGAAACCCUUCUUGUGCUUUCAGUGUGGGAAAUGUUAUACGAGUCUGAAGAACCUCAGUCAUCACCAGAGAAUUCACUCACACUAAUGCAAUAAAAGAUCUACUCCAUAGGUCAUCCUUACAAUAUAGCAUCAUGUAAAUAAUGAAUGACUGUAGUAUUUGUUUAUUAGUCAGCUGCCUCAGUCUAGCCAGUGUAAAACUUGAUUGGUAUUAAUCUGCCUAAAAUGGGACAUUUAUAACUGUGGCAGGGAAAGAACAAUGACUGUCGGGUUGUUGACUUCAACUCAGAUACUGCUACGGUGGUUUGAUGUCAUUUGGGAUCUGGCCAAGUGGAAACAGUCACUAAUUAUAAUUUUUGCAUGGACACAACUGCAACUGUAUUGGUCUGUACAGAGAGAUCCCAUAAAACUAUGGCAGCAUAGGUAUUCCCUGUACUAAGCACAAUUCAGCAGGA